ACUACUAACAAUACCUUAUUAACUUUUCUCUGGUUUUCUUCUUCUCUUCCUUUUCUCUCAUUGCAAUAAAACAAAGACGAAGCGAGCUAUCGAAAGAAAACCUAAAAGUAGGAGAAGAAUAUUACGAAUAAAGUUACUGAGAUUUUGUGUGUUUCAAUGGCGGAAAACAAACAAAUCCCUCCACCAAAAUAUGAUUUAGAUGCAAAAUGGGAUGCUUGCCUUGAUCUAACCGUACGUCGAACUGUUUACUCUUCUCUCGCUGGUGCUUUUGGUGGUCUCCUUUUAUUCAGGAGUCCUGUGACUCGAUGGGCAUCCAUAGCUCUUGGUGCUGGUAUAGGUAUUGGAUCCGCAUACACAGAGUGUUCUCACAAGUUUGAAGGGUCUACGACGAGGUUGCCAUCUCCUUCUGAAGUUCCUCAAAAGACAAUUGUUGUUGAGGCUGAGGGUGAGCAGAACUAAAGGACUGGAGUUCGGUUAGAUCUCAAAAACAAUGGGAAUUUCAAAAAAUUAUUGGCUUUUUUGUAAGUUGAGUCUGUUGAUGUUUCACUUCUCCCAGCAAUGAUAAACUGGGGUUACUUUCUCAGAUUGAUAAGUUGAGAUACGUUCCUGGUUUCUUAUAGGAAUUCUGCAGCCUUUUUGUGGGUUUUGAUAAAAUAAACGUGUACAUCUCGAGUUGAGGUCUUAGAUACCGGGAAUGCUUUCUAUAUGAUAUCUUAGAAUAUGUCAUACGCAAUACAUCAUCUGGGAACUAACUUUGUCAUGCAAAUUUUUACUUUUAUGCUUUAUCAAAAAAU
This is a messenger RNA of Papaver somniferum (opium poppy), 794 nucleotides long. RefSeq names its product MICOS complex subunit Mic10-like. The coding region runs from base 157 to 459 and encodes 100 amino acids. Gene Ontology annotation, cellular component: MICOS complex; mitochondrial inner membrane; mitochondrion. Lineage: Eukaryota; Viridiplantae; Streptophyta; Magnoliopsida; Ranunculales; Papaveraceae. The record is from RefSeq and is a predicted model, not a curated record. The transcript has 3 exons.